This is a messenger RNA of Heteronotia binoei (common prickly gecko), 3466 nucleotides long. RefSeq names its product SWI/SNF related, matrix associated, actin dependent regulator of chromatin subfamily c member 1 (gene SMARCC1). Gene Ontology annotation, molecular function: nucleosomal DNA binding; histone binding. Bases 1 to 3399 code for a protein of 1132 amino acids. Gene Ontology annotation, cellular component: nBAF complex; SWI/SNF complex; npBAF complex. The record is from RefSeq and is a predicted model, not a curated record. NCBI's taxonomy places the organism in Eukaryota, Metazoa, Chordata, Lepidosauria, Squamata, Gekkonidae. The transcript is spliced from 29 exons. Gene Ontology annotation, biological process: positive regulation of DNA-templated transcription.
AUGCGCGGCCGAGAAGGGUCCGCGGCGCGCGCGAGAGAGGGGGCAAUUGUCCGAGGAGAGCGGCGCAGGCGCAAACGGGCCCGGCCUGGAAGAGGAGGAGGCGGCGGCGGCGUGGCGGGAGGCCCCGGGUCGGUGGGCUCGGCCGCCUCCUCCUCGGCCGCCGCCAGCCCCCUGUCGCUGUCGCGCCGCAAGGACGGGGGCCCCGCCGCCAAGUUCUGGGAGAGCCCCGACACCGUCGCCCACAUCGACGCCGCCCGCGCCUGGCUCCACAAGCACUGCAAGAAGUAUGUUCAAGCAGAUGCUCCGACCAAUAAAACGCUGGCUGGGCUCGUGGUGCAGCUGCUACAGUUCCAGGAAGAUGCCUUUGGGAAACAUGUUGCCAAUCCUGCCUUCACAAAAUUCCCUGCAAAGUGCUUCAUGGAUUUCAAAGCUGGAGGAACACUGUGUCACAUUCUUGGUGCUGCUUAUAAGUAUAAAAACGAGCAAGGAUGGCGACGGUUUGACUUGCAGAAUCCUUCCCGCAUGGAUCGCAACGUAGAAAUGUUUAUGAACAUUGAAAAAACAUUAGUGCAGAAUAACUGUCUGAGCAGACCAAUCAUCUACCUCGUUCCAGAUAUUGAGCUGAAGCUGGCCAAUAAACUAAAGGACAUUGUCAAACGACACCAGGGCACAGUCACAGAUGACAAGUCGAAAGCCACCCACCAUGUUUAUCCCAUUCCUACCUCACUGGAUGAAGAAGAGUGGCUGAGACCUGUGAUGAAAAAGGACAAGCAGGUUCUUGUGCACUGGGGCUGUUACCCAGACAGCUACGACACUUGGGUUCAUGCUGGUGAUAUAGAUGCAGAAGCUGAAGAGCCUCCCAUUCCGGAGAAGCCAUGGAAGGUUCACGCCAAAUGGAUUCUGGACACAGACAUAUUCAAUGAAUGGAUGAACGAAGAAGACUAUGAGGUGGACGAGAACAAGAAGGCAGUUAGCUUUCGCCAGCGGAUCUAUAUGAAGAAUGAAGAACCAGUCCGCAGCCCGGAACGCAGAGACAGGAAGGCGACUGCCGGUGCGAGGAAAAGAAGGCACUCUCCUUCCCCACCGCCUCCUUCCACUCCAGUUGAAUCAAGAAAGAAGGCUGGAAAGAAAGGACAAGCAGGUCUUUAUGGGAAGAGGCGAGGGCAGAAGGAAGACGAUGACCAAGAAGAUCUUACGAAGGACAUGGAGGAUCCAACCCCGGUGCCGAACAUCGAAGAAGUGGUCCUUCCUAAGAAUGUCAACCCAAAGAAAGACAGUGAGAACACUCCGGUGAAAGGAGGAACGGUAGCAGACCUAGAUGAGCAGGAUGAAGAGACGGUGGCUACAGGAGGAAAGGAAGAUGAAGAUCCCAACAAAGGUGAUCAGAGCCGCUCGAUAGAUCCGGGAGAAGACAACGUCACCGAGCAGACGAAUCACAUCAUUAUCCCCAGCUAUGCAUCCUGGUUUGACUAUAACUGUAUUCACGUGAUCGAGCGCCGUGCUCUUCCAGAAUUCUUCAAUGGGAAAAACAAAUCAAAGACCCCCGAAAUAUUCUUAGCUUACCGCAAUUUCAUGAUCGAUACCUAUCGCUUGAAUCCUCAAGAGUACCUGACGAGCACGGCCUGCAGAAGGAACUUGACGGGGGAUGUUUGUGCAGUCAUGAGAGUCCAUGCCUUCCUGGAGCAAUGGGGGCUCAUUAAUUACCAAGUGGACCCCGAAAGUCGGCCCAUGGCCAUGGGCCCCCCUCCCACCCCGCAUUUCAAUGUGCUUGCCGACACCCCUUCUGGGCUCAUGCCACUUCAUCUUCGUGUACCUCAGAUCCCAGCUGCUCAGCAGAUGUUGAAUUUCCCUGAGAAAAACAAGGAAAAGCCUACAGAUAUGCAAAACUUUGGGCUUCGCACAGAUAUAUACUCAAAGAAAACAUUAGCAAAGAGCAAAAGUGCCAGCGCUGGGCGAGAGUGGACAGAACAAGAGACUCUGCUGCUGCUCGAGGCUUUGGAAAUGUACAAAGAUGAUUGGAAUAAAGUAUCCGAGCAUGUCGGAAGCCGCACUCAAGACGAGUGCAUCCUCCACUUCCUGCGGCUUCCCAUUGAGGAUCCUUACCUGGAGAACUCCGAUGCCUCCCUGGGCCCUUUGGCUUACCAGCCGGUGCCCUUCAGCCAGUCUGGAAACCCGGUGAUGAGCACGGUCGCCUUCCUGGCGUCUGUCGUGGACCCCCGGGUGGCGUCUGCAGCGGCUAAAGCAGCUUUAGAGGAAUUUUCCCGGGUUCGAGAGGAGGUGCCCCUGGAACUGGUGGAGGCCCAUGUCAAGAAAGUGCAGGAGGCAGCCAGAGUCUCUGGGAAGCUGGACCCCACCUAUGGGCUAGAAAGCAGCUGCAUUGCUGGCACAGCCCCGGAGGAGCCUGAGAAGCUAGAUGGGUCCGAAGAAGAGAAAAUGGAAACGGAGGCAGACGGAACGCAGGCAGAAAAAGUUAAGGUUGAAAACAAAGGGGAGAGUGAAAUAGACGGAAGCAAGGUCCUGGAAGGAGAAGAGGAGAGACACGCAGAAAAGGAACAAGAUGGUGACGCCCCUCUGGAUCCUAAACCAGAUGAGAGGGAAGCAGAAGAGAACAAGGAGAACCUUGAUGUGUGCAAAGACAAGGACAGCGAUGCUGGGAAGAAGAGAGCCGAGCACGAAAUCUCCGAAGGGAACGUUGCGACGGCCGCAGCUGCUGCCCUUGCCUCAGCAGCCACCAAAGCCAAGCAUCUGGCAGCAGUUGAGGAGAGGAAGAUCAAGUCCUUGGUUGCCCUCUUGGUGGAAACACAAAUGAAGAAACUAGAGAUCAAACUCCGUCAUUUUGAGGAGCUGGAAACGAUCAUGGACCGGGAAAAAGAGGCGCUGGAGCAGCAGAGGCAGCAGCUGCUGACGGAGCGCCAGAACUUCCACAUGGAGCAGCUGAAGUACGCGGAGUUGCGUGCCCGCCAGCAGCUGGAGCAGCAGCACAGCCAGAACGCCCAGCAGUCUCACCAGCAUUCCAGCGGCCCCGGCAUGAACCCUCUGGGGACGCCGGGGCAUUCCGGCCUGAUGCCACCCCAGCAACCUCCUCCGUAUCCCAUGAUGCACCACCAGAUGCCCCCACCUCACCCCCCGCAGCCAGGUCAGAUCCUCGGGUCCGGCUCCAUGGUUCCCGGGCAACCCAUGCCCGGCCGGAUGAUGCAGGCAGGAGCGGCUAACAGCAGCGGUGGCGGCACCCCUCAGCCCGGUCCAGCACCAGCAGCAGGGAAUAUUGCUGGACCCCGGGGGGCCUUGGUGUCUCCCAACGGCUUGUAUCCGCCUCCGCCACAGCAGCCGCCACCUCCUCCGGCCGAGGGAGUCCCUCCAUCUCCUGCAGGAGCGCCACCAGCCUCCACAGCACCCUGACGGGGUCCAGCCACAAGGAAUGGCUCAUGCUGUGCCAGUAGCAACCAAAACCACCUUUUUCUCCCUU